Messenger RNA from Linum trigynum, 3900 nucleotides. The record is from the annotation of a GenBank genome assembly. Lineage: Eukaryota; Viridiplantae; Streptophyta; Magnoliopsida; Malpighiales; Linaceae.
UUCUCCCACAACCAGAAGGGCCAUCAGCGCUGGAGUUACCCAUGGCGGCCUUCACGGGCCAUUCUGAAGAGCCAUGCUACACUCCAAAACCAGAUCCAAACUAUGAAUUGAGGCUUCUCAUGGAGCAGUUUGCUCGAGAAAGUGAGAGAUCAUGGGCCAGGAUGGAUCUUUGUACCCAGGCCUAUCGUGGAAAAGAGGAGAUCCUCCUGACCAUUAAGAAGAGCGUCGAUGAUCUUGAUCGAUCUUAUGCACAACCUGCUCCAGAUCACCCUUCUGCUACCAUACUAGUAGAGGAGGAGGAAGAAGAAUGCUACAAGGACAUUGUGGAGCACACAUAAGUUGUCACGGAGAGCUCCCAUGAUGAUCAUGAUCAGGAAUGUCCUGUCGUAGCCGACCACACCUUCCCACAUCCCACACCGAGCUUUGAAGAGGCGAGCAUGAGUGAGGAGAUGCAUGAAGAUCUUAUGAAAGAAAUUGCUUGGCAACUUGCUCUCCAAUCCGUGCUAGAAAAAGAAGAGAGAGAAAGGGUGCAGAAAGAAGUUGUGGAGGAUGACGAAAGUGAAGCAUGAGUUCUUGAUCAUUUCCCAGGGGUGAUGCCACAUGAAGAAGAAAGGGAGGUUGAAGAAGCAUUUGGCGUCCAAGCCGAGGACGAAGUUGAGGUGGAAGAGGCUUGCACCGGCCAUGAGUUACAUGUGAUAUCUCCACCAAACUUCAAGGAACUUCUUAGCAAGGACCCAUUUGUAGUGUUUCUUUGCCAAACCAAGGCCACGUCGACAUCGGUCCCUCUUGGUGGACGCGAUGGUGGUCAAUCGAUGUUGUCAUAUCUGGUUUGGGGCAAUGAGACGAGAGAAGAGAAGAAGAGGUCUCGAGGGUGGAGACGUUAUCUGCAUCAAGUGCACGAGUUUCCAUAACCUGUCAUACCACAUGUUCGUGACUUGAGACUCCACCUCAUCGACGAGAACCUCAACAUCAAGGAGGUUUUGGGGUGGACCGAAACUUAGGAGCCAUCGUCCGGCUCACGACGUUAAAGAAGCGCUUGUUGGGAGGCAACCCAACCAAUCAGUUUGCAUUUCUUUCUCUAUUUCCCCUCGGUUGAGUCAGUUUUGUUCUUUGAUUUUAGAGUCAAUAACUCAACCUUUUUGAGAUUUUGUGUGGUGUUUGUGUUCCGACUACUCUCUCCUCCUGGAAUGCACUGCCUGCCCCGUCCACCAUCAUUCACCCUUGAUCUGGUUACUUCGUUCUACCCUCCUUAUCUUUCCUCCAUUGAGGACAAUGUCGUGCUUAAGUGUGGGGGGAUGUUCGAUUAUGUAUGCGGGUGAAUGUUUGGUUGUUUGUGUGCUUGGAGCCUAGUCCACUGUCCAAAUUUCAAUUUGAGGGCUCCAAGUACGUAUUUCCUUGCAAAUGACCUGCCCAGUAUGCUUUGAAUUGAUAGUCUCUAUAGUAAUGUGCAACCUAGGGAGGUAGUGUAGCAUUAUGGAGGAUGUUGAAGUUUAAGAUUUUUCCUAUCUAGCUCUCUGUUGUGCUAGUUGAUUUUGUGAAUUAGUGAAGCUAAGACCGUUGAAUUCAUGUGAUAAUGGUGACUCUAUUUGGAUUGUGUUAUGGAAUCGUGUAUCGAACAUGGUGCUCAUGUGAAAAAUGAAAAGCAGUUGGUCCUCCAUGUCGAAAUCAUUAAAUCUUAAACAUGGGGUAAGCCCAACGUGUGGGGCACCGUUCAUUGUACAAAAUCGGGGUUUGGAAGAGAUUUUUGUGAUCCUUAGUGGGGUACUCCUACAAGGUGAAGCUAAGCUGUCUCUAGUACAAGUAAAACUUCCAACAGUUGAACGGUUUGCCUACUUGAGGAUGUGUUUUUAAGGGCACGGAUAGAGCUUCCAACCCCCCUUAAUUUCAUUGACCCUCCACACGAGUUGAGGAAAAGGAGUUAAAAGAAGUACUCUGGCGAGCGCCAGAUGUACAGAAAUUGCUCACAACUAAUAAGGGUCGACCGUGCAAAAGACUGUAGUUGGGAACCCCGCUAAGUGAAAAAAAAAGUAAAAUGAAAGUGAAAAAAGGGUUCCAACGGUGAAAUGAAGUGAAAGAGCACCCCGGUACCACGAGUCUUUGGUUGUGAACGGUGUGAGUCCCUUUAUCCAUGAACUGAUCGUCUUACUUCUACUUCUUCUCAUGAUCCUGGCUUGAGUCUAGUACUCGCAUUGAGAGAGAUAGGGAAAGUCUUAGAAGACCAUUUGACCUCGUAAGCUGCUAUAUGAUCUAAAAAAUCCUCUACCGACGAUCGAGGUUGUUUGUUGCUAUAGAGGUCUGGAGAGUUACAUUGGUUUGAGUUAGGUUUGCUUGGGGACAAGCAAACGGUUAUGUGUGGGGAAGUUUCAUAGACCAUUGAUUACACAUGUUUUUACCCCUAUUCUUGAGCCGUUUGAGAUGUUGAUUCUCGUGUUUUAGGCCGAUUUCACGCUAGGUUGGUCUUGUUUGUGAUAUUUCAGGUCCUAUUACGUGAAUGAAGGUUUAGGAAUGAGUUCGGGGUCAAUUGGACAGAGAUCGGACGUUUGGCGAGAAGCUGAGGAGGUCACACGGGCAUGCCUAAAACCCCCACGGCCGUGUAAGGGAACCCAUGUGUCCGUGUGGAAAUUCUAGGGAACUCACACGAGCAGCCUGGAAAUCCACACGGCCGUGUGGUUGUGGCCAUGUAGGAUGGCUGAAGUCCACUUAUCAAAACUCCGCGUUUUGCACAACUCACACGGAAAGCUGGGAAAACCACACGGCCGUGUGGCCUGGCCGUGUGGUCGGGAAAUUCUGGGUUUUAACCCAAUUUCGAGCCAAAGGAAAGGGGGAGCUGGGUUUUUGGAUCCAAAACACCCAAGAGAUGAACCAAAGAGAGAGAGGGCGAUUUGAGGGCAUUCUAAGAGUGGAAUUGGAGGAUUUCUUCACCUUGGAAGCUCGAGGAACAAGCCCGGACUUGAAGACUGGUCAUCUAAAGAUUCUUUCUGCAGUCUCUCUCUUCUCUAUGGAGUAACUUCCCUUCACUUAGGUUUUGAGGAACCCUAGCCAUGUUUGUUUGAUUGGAUGAUUGUAUGAGUACUCCUACUUGAUAAUCUUGAGUUCAUAUUCAAUCUAUGCAUGUUUUCAUGAUUCAAUUCUGCUUUAGUCGAGAUUAUUGAUUCUGCUUUGAUCCUAUGAGAGCGAAUACCUGAGUAGGUCAAUAGGCACUAUAGAGUGAUAGUAUUGGAUCGAUUGCUUUAGUUGAGGGUCGAUUCACUGCUUUGUAUCGAUCGAGAACCUCUUUCGAUAGAGCGAGUCUAGUUCAGAACGCCUUGAUCGGUUGUUCUAGAGAAGGAUACGUCCCUCUAGGCAAUUGACUCAAGAGGGCCUUGUUCCUUUAGUCGAGACUCAAGGUCUAGUUAAGGAUUCUCCGCAUUGUGAAUGAAAGUGAAACAGGUUAGAGAUCAUCAAUCAUUAAUCUGGCUAGUGGCUAGGGGGAAUCGUACCUAAGUGAGUUUCCAACCUGUAAUUAGAUUAACUUUAACUGUAGUUUGCUAGAGUAGUUUUAGUUCUUCCUUAUUAAGCUGGUUUGCUAAAUAAUGAACUGAAGCUGAGUAAUAGUAACUCUAGAGACCUGUGGAUUCGAUAUUUAUUACUUGAGCCACUAUACUGCAGUCCCUUUCAUGGGUUACACUUGGCCAUUGUUAGGUGUUGUGUCAUAGCGAGUCAGAAACACAAGCUGAAAGUAUCUACACAAAUCGUACAUUUGUUAUCUUCAAGUUUGAACUAGAGAACGAAGCUUCAUAUGUAUUAGCGGAGACAAGAACUGAAUCAGAUGGGAUAGAGAAUUCGUUCUGAAGAAUUGCUUGAACCCGAAUUGGAUAUGAGGUUAACAUUUACUACGACCAAUUAAGAUCUAAAAUGUGA